CAAGGGUAGCAGUUAGCCAAGUUUUCUCAUUUGAGACUAAUUUGCUGGCUAUUGUAAAACCCCACACAGCUGGAAAUGAAUUCAAACGUGGAGAACUUGCCGCCUCAAGUGUUGAGACUGGUCUAUAAAGAGGUUUCCGCCUUGGCAGCAGACCCUCCAGAGGGGAUCAAAGUCUACCCCAGUGAAGAGGAUAUCACAGAGCUGCACACUGCCAUUGAGGGCCCAGAAGGAACUCCAUAUGCAGGAGGGGUGUUCCGGAUGCGUUUGGUCCUUGGGAAGGAUUUUCCUGCUGCACCACCCAGAGGCUAUUUCCUUACAAAGAUUUUCCAUCCUAAUGUUGGGCACAAGGGUGAGAUCUGUGUCAAUGUGCUGAAAAGAGACUGGAAGGCAGAGCUGGGCCUGAGACAUGUAUUGCUAACUAUCAAGUGCCUUCUGAUCCAUCCUAACCCAGAGUCGGCCCUGAACGAAGAGGCUGGGAGGUUACUUUUGGAGGACUAUAAGGAGUAUGCAUCCCGUGCUCACCUUCUAACAGAGAUCCAUGCUAUGGGAGGCACGUCAGGGGCCCCUCAAGAGCCUGCUGAUGGACCCCAACCCAAAAAGCAUGCAGGAGACCCAAACAAACGUGUAGCCGGGGCUGGUUUGGUAACAAAUGGUGUUGCCGCCAACAAUUUAAGUAAUAGCAGCUCCAGUGGCACAAGCAGUAGCAAUACCAAUAUAGUUGCAAAGAAGAAAAUGGAUAAAAAACGAGCUCUGAGGCGGCUAUAAAAGAGAAUGAAUCUGUGCUUUUUGUGUACAUAUAAAUAUUGAAGUGUUCAGACCACCUUUUCUCCUUAAUCUGUUUUACCAUUUUUAGAAUGACAUUCAUUUUGUCAUGCUCCUACCAAAUCACUCCUCUCGUUUUUGUUCCCUUGUCUCUUUCAACUUGCUCUCAGGACUUGAACUGUCUUUGUGACAAUUCUCUUUGUUUUGUUCACGAAAAGGGUUUUCAUCUGUGUUUCAGAAAUUUUACAAUUGUUUAGAGUAUGAAAACAGUAGUAAAAGUUUUGAAAGUUCAUUUGGGGCCUCUAGGGUUAUCAUGACCAUAAGCAGGAUUUUGGUGUGUACUGUCAGCACAGAAUUUAUAAUAUAUUUAGAUUUGCAGGUGUGAUGGGACAGUUACUGUAAUGCUGUCCUAUUGUAGUUGGACUGAACCCAUUAUAUUUUUUUUUUUCUUUUUUUCAGGGGUUUAAUGA
This is a messenger RNA of Sinocyclocheilus grahami, 1232 nucleotides long. RefSeq names its product ubiquitin-conjugating enzyme E2 S-like. Lineage: Eukaryota; Metazoa; Chordata; Actinopteri; Cypriniformes; Cyprinidae. The record is from RefSeq and is a predicted model, not a curated record. The transcript has 4 exons. The coding region runs from base 76 to 765 and encodes 229 amino acids.